Messenger RNA from Lates calcarifer (barramundi perch), 7444 nucleotides. RefSeq names its product Nance-Horan syndrome a (congenital cataracts and dental anomalies) (gene nhsa). Gene Ontology annotation, biological process: cell differentiation; lens development in camera-type eye. The record is from RefSeq and is a predicted model, not a curated record. Lineage: Eukaryota; Metazoa; Chordata; Actinopteri; Centropomidae.
CUGGACCAUUAUAUCCAUUUUUCCCGGCGGCUGUGAAGCCAACACGGCAGAGCAGUCCGGAUCCAGGAAAGUCUGAAACUCCAUUCCAGGUCUUCCCGCCGCCUUUUUUUAAAAACCACCUCUACUUUGGAGCAGUGAAAAACACACUAGCAUUAGGGCAGCAGAUGACCCGGCGCAGCAGUGAGGAGCACAACAGUCCUCUCUAACAAAUGAAAGGAUGGGGGGCAUCAGCAGCAGCUGAAUUCAAAAAAACUGGAUCAGGGGUCGAGGGGAAAGAGCUGCUUUCUGCUCACCCUUGGGUAACUUUUAUUGGAUUCAUUCCCCGGUCCAAACAAACAUGCCAUUUGCCAAACGAGUCGUGGAACCUCAAUUACUGUGCAGGUAUCAAAUCCCAAACGAGGAGGGUCUAGUUUUCGAGGAUCUGGUCUCCAUCAGUAAUGUGGCUCUGUCUCGGACCUUGCGGCAGCUAUCGGACCUGGCCAAACAUGCCUGCUCCAUAUUCCAGGAGCUGGAAAGCGACCUCACCUCCACCAACCUGCGGGUCAGGGGGCUGCAGAGUAAGAUUAACCAACUUCAGCAGACCUGCUCCGAGCUGGACCCCAAACAGGAGGCAGUGCCGGUGUCAAACCUGGAUGUGGAGAGUAAGCUGAUGACGCAUUACCAAGCUCCCUGGCACCAGCAGAGGAAUGUUUUCCACCCCUCCACGCGGCCAGUAUGUGUAGAAGAGCUCCACAGGCAAGCCAACCUCAGCCUGUGGACCCUGCACCGAGAUCACCAGAGGAGACAAUCAGGCAGCAGGGAGCGGAGAGUGACCAUCUCGAUCUCAGCUGUGCCCCCGAUGCCCAUGUACCCCUCCCCUCACAUCAUCCAGAGACAAGAAAAGAGGGGCACAAAUUUGACAACGUUUGAAUCCACCCGCUCCUCCUCCCCUACCGAAUGUUGCCGCUUCUCUCCCUGGAGCAGAAAGGCUGCGCCCUCUGACCCCGACACUGACGGGGUGGCUCUAGGUCACCGGUCUAAGUUUCCCAUCCCUAACAUCCCCUCAACCCUGGACAAGCAGACUAACUGGUCUAAAGCCCUGCCGCUGCCCACCCCAGAGGAAAGAAUGAAAAGCAAUUCCCAAGUCAUCACCUCAUGUGUCAUCCCCAUUAAUGUGACCGGGGUUGGCUUUGACAGAGAUGCUAGUGUGCGCUGCUCGCUCGUUCACUCACAGUCUGUGCUUCAGAGGAGGAGGAAGCUGAGGAGACGGAGGACUGUCGCUGGCGUUCCCAGACAGGUGCAGCACGACUUAGACUCUGAUGACUCUCCAAGUUCCAGAGAGCGCACAGUGAUAGUUCAUGCCAGUCCAGAUAUCACGCCCUCCAGUGAGGAGCUGGCCAGCCAUCUCAGUACCAGAGACUCAGGUUGCCAAACAGAGGACUUUCUGAUCUCAGGAGCGCCAUCUCGGAGGAGGAUCAGGGCCCAGAGAGUCCAGGGAGUCUCCGUCUCCCUCUCUCACUCUGCAGGCAACAUCUCCUCCUUGCCGGACAGCGCUGACACCAUGUUCACCGCCUCUGUGGGAGCACGCCUGCGUUCCAGGAGUCUGCCCCGAGACGGAAGCCGGAUGAUGGACAACGGCCACAAUGACAGCGAUGAGGAGGAGGAGCUCUCCCCCUUCGACACCGAGGACUUCCUGCCUGGACCAGGGGAGUUGAUUCUGAAGGAUGAGGGGGAGAGCACAGACGAUCAGGCUGUGUCUGAACUCCAGCUGGGCCUCAAAUAUAAGCAGCUCUCGGAGAGUCCGGAGCGCAGCUGGAUGGAGAGGACCAGAUCACAGCUGCCCAGGAAGGUCGACAUGGGCAGCUGUGAGAUCUCAUCCAGUUCAGACACCUUCAGUAGCCCUGUCCACUCCGUCUCAGCUGCAGGGGUGCUUGGAGGCCCGAUGGACCAUAAGGAGGACCAUCAGUCUUCUAGUGGCAACUGGAGCGGCAGCAGCUCUACCUGCCCCUCACAGACCUCAGAAACAAUCCCCCCCGCAGCCUCUCCACCGCUGACUGGCUCCUCACACUGUGACUCUGAACUCUCCCUAAACGCUACCACUCACAACAACGAUGACCAGCAGACCGGCUUCAUGCUGGACCACUACCAGGGCCUCAGGACCCAGCGGGCAGGCUCCUUCUCCUCCACAGCUAUGGACAUAUUAGAGGAAGCAGGGGUCAGCACUCCCAUCGAGAACGAGUGGAGCUACCCCAACCCCGAGCCUCCGCGCCCGCAGGACUUCAGCCCCGAGCCGAACAGAGAAGCUGAGAGCAGCCUGGGCUGCCCCAGCUUCACCAGCAUGGCCACCUGUGAGAGCAGCUACUCUGACAAGCCACCGUCAGAGAAGGCAGACACCGUCUCACACUACUCUGUAGACACUGAAGGCUACUACACCUCCAUGCACUUUGACUGUGGUCUCAAAGGUAGCAGAAGCUUCACUUACAACUAUGCAGCCCCUGGCUCUGAUUGUGGCCUGUCUGACUUGAGUGGUCACAUGACUCUGGGGAGACGCUGCCUCUCUUUACGAAAACCAAAGGUGAAGCCGUCUCCACCUAAGAGGAGUUCAUCCUUAAGAAAAAUAUGCAGUGAUGGGAACAUCCCUGACAAGAAAGAACCAAAGAUUACAUGUGGGCAGCAACUUCCACUGUCUUCCAAGGAGAGGAAACUGCAGCUGGUUUUGUCCAGCUCUCCAGGUCAUAUAGAAAACUCUUCACUCACCAGAGAUCCCCCUCUGGUCUGGGGAGUGGAGUGCUCAGCUGAUCUACCUGAUUUAGGCAUUUUUAGCUCCACAGAUGCACAUUCAUUUAAGGACGACGGGGUUGUGCAGUCAGACUAUGCAGAUCUGUGGCUGCUGAAUGAUUUAAAAUCCAGCGAUCCCUACCGAUCUUUGUCAAACUCCAGCACAGCCACAGGCACAACUGUCAUUGAAUGCAUCAAGUCGCAAGAGAGCUCAGAGUCCCAGACAUCCCAGUCUGGCUCCAGAGCCACCACUCCCUCACUUCCAUCAGUGGAGGGUGAGUUUAAGCUCACCUCUCCAGAGAAGCUGGCAGGCCUGGCCAGCCCGUCCAGCGGCUACUCCAGUCAGUCAGAAACCCCCACCUCUUCGUUCCCCUCCGCCUUCUUCCCCGGACCACUGUCGCCAUCCAGCGGCAAGAGGAAGCCCAAAGUCCCGGAGAGGAAGUCGUCUCUUUCGUCACUGUCACUGCAGUCACUGUCCUGCAGGGACGGAGCCACCUCGAAGAGAGACCUGGAGCUGCCGAUAAUCCCUCCCUCCCACCUUGACCUAAGUGCCCUUCAAAGUGUCAACAAGGCCUCAGCUUACAGGAACCAGAUCCAGAUCCUUCACCAAAACAAACAAAAAGCCGCAGCAUCAGCCAAGGCUGCAGCACCCACCACCUCAGAGGUGUUUAAUGCCCACUCCAUGUCCAUCACACCCACAGUGCUACACUCAGUCCAGCUCCGAUCCAUCAGUAAAGAACCUGAAGGAGGUCAUGAGGACAAAACAGCUUCCAAACUCAAAUGUCCCACAGUGAACUUAAAAAGCACAUUGUCAAGUAGUAAAUCUUUAGAGCUAAAGAGUCCACCGUUGUACAACUCACAUCAUCAUCACACAUCCUCAACGGAGUUGUAUGAAUCAAUGUUUACCUCAAAUGAAGAGCUCACGUGCGGAGAAGCGGCGUGUCAGAGUGAGACGAGGAACAAGCAGGACAGAGGGGCUCCUUUAGAGAGUAUGAUAGCAUACAGACUGCAGUCAGAGCCAACAGCAGACAUCCCUGAGCCCAUCACUAGUCAGGAAGGAGAGAUGUGCAGAGAGUCAGCAGAAACGCUUGUCUGCUCUGAAGACUCCAGCUCACAGUCAGAGCCUUUACAACAGCAAAGAACUGAGCCCCCUGAAGAACAAACGUGUUCUAGUCCUUCUCUCAAGAGAUCCGACAGUCUUGAUAAAGUGCCUGCUACUGAUGGUCAAUCAGAGUCGCUGCAAGUGAGUCCAAUCAGUAAUGAAGAGGAGUACGAGUCAUCAGGUGUUUUAGCCGAAAGUGCCUCUCAGGAUGGCAAGGAGGAGUCCACACCAGAGACAGAGGAUUACUUCAGUAAAGACUCCACACCCAGUGACAAUGCAGUGUCCCCAGUGACUGAUGAGUCAAGGCCACAGGACGACAGGGUGUUUCUGUCACCCACCAAAACUCGCACCACUGAGGACCUGUUUGCUAUGAUACACAGGUCCAAAAGGAAAGUGUUGGGUAGGAAGGACUCAGCUGAAUUGGGUGUGAGGAAUCGCCUCAGUGCUGCAUCAGGAAAUACACCACCCAGCAGCACUACCAGCAGCACUAUGAGCUCCCCAGUCUCAGUGGCGUCACCCUCCUCUGCUGUGACCCCACCAGGUCUACAAAGAGUCCCUGGGCCCAUCUACAGGAAUGCCAAGAAGUCCAGCACCUCUAACGAGGAGUUCAAACUGCUGCUGCUUAAAAAGGGCAGCCGCUCAGACUCUAGUUACCGCAUGUCAGCUACAGAGAUCCUCAAGAGCCCCAUCAACCCUAAAUCUGCCGGAGACUCUCUGACGGAGUUGCCCAGACAGUCUGAGGAGCUCGCCUCCCCCCUGCAACAACAGCAGCUUAAUUCAGGACCAGAACAGCUCUCCAGCCCUUACCCCAAAGCAAAUGCUGAGGGCUUCUCACCAAAAUCCUUCCCAACAUCUGCUGCUUCCAGGCAGGGCCGCUCCAGAAUCCCUCCGCCUGCCAACAGCAGCCGCUAUGGCAUGCGCAGCAGACUGUACUCAGCACCCAUGCAGGCCAUUUCUGAGGGCGAGACCGAGAACUCAGACGGAAGUCCUCAUGAUGACCGCUCAUCACAGGGCUCCACGUAGAAAACAGAGUAUGGACCAGAGUGAGUUAUUUCAUAUAUAUAUAUAUAUAUAUGAAAUAACUCACUCUAUAUAUAUAUAUAUAUAUAUAUAUAUAUAUAUAUAUAUGAGAUGUGUUUAAGGGCAAGGGCAGGAGCAUUGAUGAAGUUCACAAAACACUAGAGAAAACCAUGCUGUUAAAAAAAUCGAACUUUUAUAGCUGUUUCCUACUUGUUUUGUUUUUUUAAUGUGGAUCCUUUAAACAACUUUACCUGUGUUCUAAUCUAUUGUAUACAUACAGUGUUUCAAAAAGGAAAAUAAUCGCUUCAUGAAAUGAAUAGUUAGAAUAAGAAUCAGGGAACCAGGUUAUUCAGCAUUUGCAUUUUAUAGAGAAGUAUGAUUUAUGAGCAGAAAUUAUGAAUUAUCCCAGUUCAAUUCCACAGAAAACACAGGCUUACACAUAGUAUUUGGUUAAUGUAUGGCACACUGCCCAAAGCCAUAUAUGACACCCAACCGACUCUCUUCCUUCAGCCCUAAUAGAGUAUAUUAAUGUUUAAACUUAGCUGUUCUGCUGACAAAACAAAAAUAGACAAAUAUAUUGUAUUAACUGUAUGUAUUCUAUGAAUACCUAUGCAAUUAGACACAUUUCCUCAAGCCAGUUAUACCAAAAUUAUUUUGAUACCCCCCCAACUGAACAUCAGGAGUAACACUGUGUGAGAAACAGCAGAAGGUGACAAUGUGACGCCUCAAUGCAUCUAUUGAAAUAGCUGGAAAACAGCAUUUGAUGUGAUGUGUUUGUAUAUUUCCCUCAGUCCUUUUUAAAAGCAUAUAGUAAAUUAUAUCAAAGGUAGUGUAAUAUUACAACCUUUUAAGAUUCUCAUGCAAUAUCAUGGGUAGCAAUUACAGGUGAGACAGGAAAUGUCUGAGCCGAGCACUAACUCGACAAUCUCGGGAGACAAGAGGGGAGCAGGUGUUAACAUGGGAGAUGAAAAAGUGAUUUAAAAAGUUGGAGGUGGUGAAACAGGAGAGCUGUAAGAGGAUAGAGAGGUCAUAUGUUUAAGAAGAAAAAUGUAAUAAUGGUCAUUUUCUGGUUUGCUGACUUGAUGUGUUUAUGAAUUGUUGAAAGAGGCUAGUGGAAAGUGUUCAGGAGGAUCAAAUAUACUUUAUUUUACUCAGCAAGAGAUCAUAGGUGACAAAGCAGCUUUGGGCCUCAGCAAGUUGAGUGUUUUUGUGAGAUUUCCCAGUUUUGACGGAGGAUGUAGGGUUACAUUUGGCCAGGUUUAUCAUCUGUGAUGAAAAGGAGAAGUCCUGAAUUUGGGGAUGUGGCAUUUGCUGCUAUUUUGUACCAGAUGAUAGUCUAUUUUAUCCCCCAUCAAAAAAUAUAACCUUCACAUUUCCUGUGUCUGAACAGCAUAAAUAUAUAUUUAUUUUUAUAACUGACACAGAAAAUCUCCAUAUGCUUCCUGAUUUGGUUUAUGCCUUGAAAUAACCUAAAACUGAAACCUAAUGAAAAUAUGCAAAGAAUUGCCAGUAUUUUUAACAUAUUUUAUUCAAAUACUUAUUUUGUUUGUAAGAGACAAAUUUUAAAUCUUAUUCAAGACACUGGUUGCAGAGAGAAAUAGGAAAGCAACUUAAUAAUCAGUCAUAAGCUAGAAGAGAGGUUAUUGUUGUAACCCUGGCACUCUGAAGCUUUUUUUUGUUUGUUUGUUUUUGUCCCGCAUAUUCACAAUAAUCUUACAAGUAAAUUGUAAUUAUUGCAGUGAUGGUACUCAACCAUUAUGCAAGGUUGACUUAGUCUAUGUAGCCAUAUUACCAUAUGGAAGACUGUUCUUCACUAUUGGUACACUGUAAAUAUCAACUGCAUUUUGGCCUUAAUGAUACUCCAUACUAAUGCAAUGACUUAUAACAGGGUACGCAAUGGGUUAUGUAUGUGAACCUUCAUUCCACCCUUUUUUUUUCUUUUUUCUUUUUUUUGCACUGAUAAAGUGAUUUUGUGAAGUUUCAUUAGUCUCUUGCUGUACCUGGAGAUAAUUAUAGACCUUUACAUGGAGCUAUUUGACUCUCCUUUGAAUAAUAGUCACACUCUGAGUACACUUUAGGUGUGGAGUAGAUGCUUCUGCCAAAGGCUAGAACGUGUACAUGUUAGUGGCAUUGAACUGUUUUUCCUCUUCUCGUUUACUUGACUGAAACAUUCUUGAAAACACAAAAACACAAACCAAUACUAAAGAAGAAUUACAGCGUUAACUUAUGGUACUAGAUUCAUUUAAUUUCAGAUCAACCUCUAUAUAUAGUAUACUGUAGGCAUCUUUCUUUUUUUUGUACAAAAAUGUAAAUAUGAUAACUUUUGGAAUUGUCACAAAGGUUCUUGAAUUGUUUCUUAUGUAAAAAAAAAAAUGUUUUCAAAGUUUACAUUAAUUUCAAACCUUUGUAUAUUUUUGAGCUGUGGAACACUUUGUCUUGUAUUUAUUUUUUAGUAAGCAUUGUUGAAAUCCCAUAGUAAAUCCUAUCAAAGCCAACUGCUAGCACAACAGGCUGCUUAGCAAAUGUAUAUAAAAAGACAAAUAAAUGUGACUGCUUUGAAAAUGA